CCUUCUGGACUGCGUACGCUGCUCCCUGGAGGGGCUCUCCGAGUCCCACCCACUGGCUGGAAGGAGGGGACGUGAAUGAAAGGACAGGACAAGCCCCGAACACCAUGUCACUCUGGGAGGGACACAGCAGCAACUGAGCUGUGCAAGGUUUUUUUUUUUCUUUUUUUUUCCUUUUCCCUUUUCUUUUUCUUUCUUUUUCUCCCCCUCCCUUUUUUUUUCCUUUUUCUUCUUUCUCUUUCUUUCUAUUUUUUUUUUUCUUUUUCUUUAAGGUGGGGAAAGAGACACCCAGGAGACAGGAAGCUGAUCUGCAAGAUUUCCGAGUUCUGCUAAAAGGACUUUGAUUUUUUUUUUUCCCCUUCCUUUACAAACGCUGGCAAUUGACAUCACUACGGACAGCCGGGUAGAGAACAAACUGCCUCCUCCCAAGUGGACCCCAGGCGUGAUCUGGGGAGACUGUGUGGGGUUUUUUCCUACGGAUCCCCGCCUCUUUCUCUUUUUGGUGUGUUUCUUUUUAAAAUUCUUGCUGUGUUGGAACUAGCGAGUGCUGGAAGACUCUCGGAAGCCUCAUCAGUCAUCGGGACUGUCAGGAAUAGUGGUUCCAGAGGAAGCUCGGCCUGGGGCACAUAGCCUGUCAUCCAGUUCCCUGCCUCGGAGAUAGCGAUUCCAGCUACAUGGGCAAACGCCUGGAUCAGCCACAAAUGUACCCCCAGUACACUUACUACUACCCUCAUUACCUCCAAACCAAGCAGUCCUAUGCACCAGCUCCCCACCCCAUGGCUCCUCCCAGCCCCAGCACAAACAGCAGCAGCAACCACAGCAGCAGCAACAGCAGCGGGGAACAGUUGAGUAAAACCAACCUGUACAUUCGAGGCCUCCCACCAGGCACCACUGACCAGGACCUAAUCAAGCUGUGCCAACCGUAUGGAAAAAUCGUAUCCACAAAGGCAAUCCUUGACAAAAACACAAAUCAAUGCAAAGGGUAUGGUUUUGUAGAUUUCGACAGCCCAGCAGCUGCACAGAAAGCGGUAGCAUCUCUCAAGGCAAAUGGCGUGCAGGCACAGAUGGCCAAGCAACAAGAGCAAGACCCAACAAACCUUUACAUAUCAAAUCUCCCCAUUUCUAUGGAUGAGCAGGAACUUGAGAAUAUGCUGAAACCUUUUGGACAUGUCAUUUCCACAAGAAUACUAAGAGAUGCUAAUGGAGUCAGCAGAGGCGUUGGCUUUGCCAGAAUGGAGUCUACUGAAAAAUGUGAAGUGGUAAUUCAACAUUUUAAUGGAAAAUAUCUGAAAACACCACCAGGAAUCCCAGCCCCUAGUGAGCCUUUACUGUGCAAAUUCGCUGAUGGAGGACAAAAGAAGCGACAGAAUCAAAGUAAAUACACCCAGAAUGGAAGGCCUUGGCCCAGGGAAGGAGAGGCUGGCAUGGCCCUGACCUAUGACCCCACAGCUGCAAUACAGAAUGGAUUUUAUUCUUCACCGUACAGUAUUGCAACCAACCGCAUGAUUCCACAGACAUCCAUCACGCCAUUCAUUGCUGCUUCCCCUGUCUCCACAUACCAGGUCCAGAGUACUUCAUGGAUGCCUCAUCCGCCAUACGUUAUGCAACCAACAGGUGCUGUGAUUACGCCAGCGAUGGACCAUCCAAUGUCAAUGCAGCCAGCAAACAUGAUGGGCCCCCUGACACAGCAGAUGAACCACCUUUCGUUGGGCACCACAGGAACGUACAUGACUGCCGCGGCUCCUAUGCAAGGGACCUACAUCCCCCAGUAUACGCCUGUGCCUCCGACGGCUGUUUCCAUUGAAGGUGUUGUGGCUGAGACCUCUCCCCAGACAGUGGCACCUUCGUCCCAGGACACGAGCGGUCAGCAGCAGCAGAUAGCAGUGGACACAGCCAGCGAGCAUGCAUCUGCGUAUUCCUACCAACAGUCCAAACCAUAAACAAGACUGAAGAAUGUCCGUCUGAAACGCUGCCUUGAAUGAAGAAACUUCAUUAAACAAGAAGUUGGCUUCCAGUUUUGCACAGGCGUCGAUGGAAUGCUGUUUUGUUUGUGCUUUUAAUUUUCUACUUUACCCAAUGAAAACCACAUGUUUUUACGUGCUGUGCAAAUGGUUCUUUCAUGUGGUCUGACAGUUUAUUUUUGCAUCAUUUUUUUAAUUAAAGAAAACAAUCCCAGAAGAGGACAACAACUACCACAAACAAAUAAAGCAAAACAUGGAAGGUUGACAUUCACGUGGAAGAACAUUUGAAUUCAGAAUUUAUCUGAAGGUGUAGAUAGAUUUUUUUUUUAAACAGGAAAUCUGAUGUCAAGAGGUGGGCAAGCAGAAAUGGAAACAAAUUGUCUUCCUCAGUAAUUAAGCUACUCUUUCUUUUUCCCUUCUUGUUUAAAUCUAGUGGGUUGGGUUUUUUUUUUUAUUUUUUCUUAGAAAUAUUUAGGUAAGGUUUAUCUUGAAUCUUAAUUGCCUUAAUUUUAAGGACGUCAAAGGCUCUCGAGGCAAGCUGUCAACGUCUUGUUAAAACCAAGAAAGAAUGGAAAUAUUGUACCAGUUUCCACUGGUACAGAAGUCUAAGACUAUGAGUUUUUAGGGUGGAAAAAAAAACUGUACAGUUUUAAAGAAAAUGUUUUUCUUCAUUUGAAGAAAAUUUGCUGAUAAAAGAAACCAUGGCAACUGCAAGAAUUGGGGAAAUGCUGGGACUUCUCAUGAACUUUGUCUUAAGUGUUGAAUUGUUCUAGAAGGCUAAAACAUUUUAAGGUAAAGUUAUUAAUGUUGGUUUAAAAACAACUGCAUUAGAAAUAAUGCGUGUUUGGGGGGCAGAAUGCAGACUUUUUUAAUUUCCAAAGCGUGAUCGCUAGCAAAAUCAUUAGUGCUUUUUAUCUGCAGUCUUUUUUAUGAGCUUUACAAACUUUUUAGUCAGCUUUGCUUGUCACAUUGCAAAAUCUAGCUUAAGAGCAUUAAAAAAAAAAAAAACUUAAGUAGAUAGGAGCUUAUUGUCAAAAAGUGCAAAAAAGAAAAAACCAACAAAAAAAAAAACAAAAAAAAAAGCAAUAGAUAGAGAAAUUGUUGACAAUUUCUGUAGUCUUUCCUAGUUGUGAUCAAAUUCAGCCUAUGGAUGGCCUGUUUUAUACCAAAGAUGAAGUGGCACCCUGUUGCAGUCCAGAAGAUAGAGGUUGCUUUUCUUUUCUUUUCUUUUUUAAAAUUUUAUUUGACCUACAUGGCCGGACCAGUCCUUUGUUUGUUUAAACUACCUUCCACUGGUGUUUUACAUACUGCAAAAAAAAAAAAAAAAGUUUUUAUUUUAAAUGUAUAUUUGUGGAUAGUAGAAGCUUGUUCCUGUGGUCAGCAAUAUUAGCGCCAAGAGUUCUGGAUUCCAACCAAUAGAGCCAAAUGGCUUUAAAUUCCAUGUGCUUUUCUGGUUCUUUCCUAGUGCUCUUGAAUCAUGAAGUCUGUAUCGAUGGCCACCAAUGAGCUAACACACUUCUUUAACAGGUUGAAAUUUCAUUAUGUGAAUUUUGGACUCAAGAUACUUCCUGAACUGGUCUGAAAGAUCACUUGUUGAAAAAGCUCAGUGAUGCUCUGUUGAGUGGUGAGUGGUCUCCCGAAAAGGCCUUGUGCAGUAUGUGGGACAGUAGCCUUCCUUCUAAAUUCCUGCACCUCUAGAUUUUGUCUUCUUGCCUCAGUCUUCUUUGUCAUCAUCUACCAUGAACAGCCACCUUGACUCUGCAUGUGGGGAGGGGGUAUCUUUUUUGUGUGCGUGCCUCAUUUCAUUGGAUUUUCAUAUCCUGGUAUCGUCAGAAGAAAGACAAGAUAGACUUUUUAAUUUCAGUUUAACUCUCUGAGGCAAAUAGGACCAAUAAGAUUGAGGAUUCUAUUAGUGGACUUCAGGUAAGCUUUUAAUGCUAGUUGACAAUCAAGAAAUAUAACUUAUAUGAAUAAGAACCCAAAUAAUUAGAUUUGAUCGAUUCUUAAAGCCAAAGGAGAUAUAUGUUACAUUGAGAAUGAUGCAAAACUUUGUCUAAAAUGAAUUAAAUUAACUUACCAAACACUUCUGCAUAUUUGACUCAUAAAAUCUAUGUUCAACCUGUACAGUUUUACCUGAAAUGAGAGACAGUGGAACUCUGUUAAUUGAACCAUGCACUAGAAUGGCUUUCUAAUGGCUUAUUAGAAUCAAUAGUUGAAACUCUUUUCACAAAGUGACAGGAACCUGUCUUAGUCCAGAAGGAAGAGGCACCGUAAAAGAAAACAGGGUAGGCAUUGAAAAACUAACAUGUUAAAAGGUAAAUCAUAUUCCCAUUAGGUCAACAUGAAUAAUGAGUUUGACUCAUAAAAUUCAGCAACAUUAUGCUAUGUUUGAUCUAUAAACAAAGGUCUAGUGUUAAAAUAUACCUAAUUCUCUUAUUUGAAAAUCCCAUGAAUUGAAAGUUCUUAUCUAGAGAGUGAUUCCAUAUCUUUGUGGUCCAACUAGAUUCAGAAAUUUAGCCAACGCAGUGUAGCAUGUGCUACAAAGAAAUGCCAGCUGGUCACAGCCAUCCCUAUGGUUUCCCAUGCUCUAGAGAGAAUACUAAACUUUUGUUUUGUUCCAUUCUUCAGCUUCUCGUGUAUGUUAAGGAUGGCAUUUUCUCUUUGAAAAAUGGGCCCCCGAGUUACAGGGGGAUGAGCAAACCUGUAUAGGAGCUGUCCUUUUGGUUUCUCUUCUUCAGUCUCUGAACUCUGUGUAUAAAUAAGGAUUAUCCUGGGCAUAAUUCAUUUAAAUAUGAAAUCAACAUACUUCCUGUGUCUUCUGUCAAAAAAAUAAAUCAAAACGUAAUGUGAUACCAAGAAAGUCUCAUUUCCACAAUCAACAAUGAGGCUAAGAGGUAGCUACCAUGUGGCUGAUGAAUGUGCCUAGGUAACUUCCUGUUUCUACUCAAAACUACUGCUUUAUUUAUACAUUCAGCAACAUUUUUUUCAACUAUAAAAUUUCAGUAAUCUCAAUUUUUUAAGCCACUUCAGGCAAAAGAAAAUGACUUGCCAUUUUAUGUGUCCAUCUGUGCUUUAUGUUUGGAUUUUUUUUAUAUUAUGCCAUAACGUAUCUUAUUUUAAAUCAAAAAGAAGGAAAAAGUGGCACAUGUUCAAAUUUGCAUAUAUCAUCUCUAAAGUUUAUCACCUAAAAAUUAAUUUUAAGAAUCAAGCCCAGGAAAAAAAUAAAUACAUCAAUAGGUAGGCAGCAUUACAUUGUAUAAAAAGUAAAACAAACCAAAACAUGUGUUCAAUAUACACUGAUAUCAGAAUCCUAAUUUAAUCAACAGUACAGAUUAUGGAGAUCUUAACCCAAUUUAGGACUACAAUCAUUUUUUAGAGUGUUCUGGUUCACUAUACUUCAAGCAUUGAUUCAGAUUUUCAAUGUUUCCUCUCAUCUGCAAUUGCCAAGACUUAGCCUAAGUGUCAGUAAGCAAAGUAAACCCACAGUCCAAAUGGGAUAAACAUUAUUUCCUCCAAACUCUGGUUCCGUGGUCAGUGGAGAAGCGGGUAUUCUUUUAAUAAGGAGGAGGUACUGUUAAGGAAGUCUGCAUGGUGACUGGAAACUCCUCAGAGCAUGACCACAUCUUCUGAAGUCAUCAGGCACCAUAGGUAUCACUUGCAGGGUGGAAGACUGUCCUUCAACAUGGGCAUAUCUUAAAUAUUGCAAGUUACAUGCUAUUCUGUCAAUAAUAAAACCUUUGACCCAGCUGUGGUUUGGUCAGGGUUAGUUUGUUUCCCUGGUAGUUUCGACCCCUCGAAUGUUGUGCCAUGCUUCACCACUUGAAUCAGCUCUCCUGUGACCUUAACAGAUCUGCUGCAUUUGACAGCAUAUGUGAUACACUUCCUAAAAUUCCCCCUCUUAAUGAAAAACUACAUGAUGUUAAAAGCGCCCAUAUCAGAGACGGAAAGCCCUAGGAGGAGGCUAGAUAGAACAGGAGGUUCGCUGAACCUACAGAAUCCAUUAACUGCUUGAAAAACUUUUAUAAUCAUUUUUAAUCUAUGGAUAAGAAAAUAAAAGUACUUAGUUUUUCUAACUCUAUUUGAAUAAUUGGGGUGUCUGUUAUACACAUAUGGGCUUCCCAGGUAGCUCUGGUGGUAAAGAACCUGCCUGCCAAUGCAGGUGGACGUAAAAGGUACAGGUUUGAUCCCUGGGUUAGGAAGAUCCCCUGGAGGAGGGCACAGCCACCCACUCCAGGAUUCUUGCCUAGAGAAUCUCAUGGACAGAGGAGCCCAGUAGGCAACAGUCCAUAGGGCCACACAGAGUCAGCACGACUGAAGUGACUUAGCGUGCGCACACACACACACACACACACACCCCUUAUGUCUUUCACAGUGGCCUAAAAUUCCCAUUAAUGAAAGCUGAGAUCUUAUUAGGACCUUUGAAGUCUUCUUUCUGCUUGAGGAAAAGUUUCAGUGGACCGUCUAGACAGAUGAUAACCUUAGUAGAGGACUGAAAAGACACUUGACAAUUCAGUCUCAUUCUUGAGUGCAGGGACCACUGCAAGACAAGCUGAUAAGCAGGGAGGCAUUUUUAAGUGGGUUUCAGUGAGAAAUGUUUUUAUAUGAUAUGAAAUCAAAUGAAAGGAUAUUUAUAUAGGUAUAUAGUGACAUGUAGCACAUUGGAGGAGCCACACUUCAUAGUCACAUCUAAACAUGUCAUAGAACCCUGACCUCUAUUACCUUGUCCUCGGUAAAAGAGUAAGAAUGAAAUUUUGUUUUCCAUGUAAUCGAAAAACAUGACUGGCAGGCUUCAAAAUUCUGAGCUCGCUGGGACUGACAGCCCCUCAUUCCAAUUUAAAGGACUGAUGAGGUUGACACCCUUCCCGUGACAGACUAAUAAUGAGAUUCCAGUAAUGAAUCCAUUUGUUUUGCAAAUGACACCCACCAUGGCAUUGGAAGACAGCCGAGUCUAACUCAAACUGAACAUUUCUUACCAAAUAUUCUGAAACAUGACGUUGGUCCCUUAAUCCACGUGUUCUUGGCCAUGGCCGUCCCUUGUGGCAUACAGAGCGUUCAGGAAAGUACAGAAGCUGAGAACAAAAUCCCUGAGUGGCCCAAACAAUCUUUUUUGAUGUAAGGCAGGGAAGCUCAGCCCAGAUUGGUGAUUUCUGGUUUUUUACCCCCAACGUAUAUGCUAACUGUCACGUGAAAAGAAAAAAAAAAAAAAGAUGGAUAGCUUCUCCUUGUUUAUGUCUUUUUAUUUCUGGGAGGGAAAAUAAUGAUUUCAGAAUAGCACUGUCUAUGCGGCAGUUCUAAAGCUGGAGCAGGGUGAGGCGGGUCUUGGAGCUGCUGGAAGAACCACUAGGCCACUGGGUCCACCUUUUCAAUCCAUUGUAUUCCCUCCAGUUAGUGACUGCCCUGAAGCCCCAGUCCUGCAGAAAUACAAUCACUCCCAGUUUUUGAAGGGCUAAUCAUUUACUUUUGUGCACCUAGUUUAUCUUCUCUUUCCAACUAUUAGGACUUCUCUUUCCUUCUAUUAGAAUUUCACCCUGAGGAUGGAAAACAAAAAACAUUUGGAAGUAAAAUUCAAAUCUAUUUUGUUUCUUGUUAAGAAUUGAUUUAUUGAAGCAGUUUUGAAGUCAUUGGUAAAAUGAAUGUCAGUGCAUUACAUACUGUGAGUUUUUAAUAUCCAUAAUGUCCCUUUCCCAUCCACUGUAAACAAUUGCAAGCUGGCUCUAUGCUUGCAGAACAUAAACAGAAAAAGUAUAGCAAAGAAUUUAGCUUUCCUCAAAUGAAAGCUAUUUUGAUUUUGCUCACUAUUGAAAUUUGAACCAGUAGAACAGCUCAACUCAAAACUGAGUUUUGGGAAUAUAGUAAUAGCUCUUGGUUAAAUAUGCACUUUUAUCCCCAUCUUACAUCUUUGACCAAAAAAUUGCAUCAUUUUAUAAUUUUUUGACUUUGUGUUACCACAUUAAGGCUGAAUGACCUUGAAAUUCCAUUGGAUUUUGUAAAAAAAACUUUAUUUCAAAUUUAAAUAAUAUCCAAAGUGUAACUUCAGUGUUAUGCUUUGUAUUGUUAACCCUCUAAUCUUAUUAAGAAAGAUGCUCUGUCCUCCUCCCCAAAUUAGGUUAUUUCUUCAUAUGUGAAACAGGAGUUAUUCCAUGUUUUAAAACAGGAAAAAUAUUUCACAGAGAUACUUGAAAAACUUUUCUCCAUUCUGGGAAUUAAUGCUUCCAUUUAUUUAAAAAGAAGAGAAUGUAAUUGGAAUCUUAAUUUUAAAAAUAUAUAUGUAAAAGUGUACUUGCUAUGAAAUAUUCAGUUUCUAAAAAGGGAGAAAAAGGGACACAGCUUCUUUUAAAACUGUUGUUUCAGGCCAUAUCUGAUGUCAUAGAACUUCUGAAACAUCAUUCAAUUCUGAAUUUUAUUUAAGAGCAUUUUGUACUGCUGUCUUUGACUGUCACGGAAAAUUCUGUAAUUGAACAGUGUUCCUGGUUUUAUUUUUAACUUUUUCAUCUGUACCACAGUCAAAUUAGCUACCAUUUUCCCUGUUCCUUGAGCUUUCUGUAGAUCAGUGGAUGUUAGGUUUAAACUUCUGUUUUCUUUGAUGAAGCUUUCAAUAAAAAAUGAAAAUAAAAUCAA
Capra hircus (goat) is the source of this 8576-nucleotide messenger RNA. It is a transcript of the gene RBMS3, whose product is annotated as RNA binding motif single stranded interacting protein 3. The transcript is spliced from 14 exons. Gene Ontology annotation, molecular function: mRNA 3'-UTR binding; poly(U) RNA binding; poly(A) binding. Gene Ontology annotation, cellular component: nucleus; cytosol; ribonucleoprotein complex. The coding region runs from base 672 to 1937 and encodes 421 amino acids. NCBI's taxonomy places the organism in Eukaryota, Metazoa, Chordata, Mammalia, Artiodactyla, Bovidae. The record is from RefSeq and is a predicted model, not a curated record.